UCUAUUCUUUUCUAACAACAAAAUAAUUACAAACGUGGUGGCACGAAACUCCUCUUGGUGGGUCCCACUAACCCUUACUGUACUUCAUCACUUCUCAUGGUCCCUUCCAGACUUCCAUGAAAUAAAACUUCAAACUUCAAACUUCAAACCCUUUUCUUCUUUGUGCCUCAAACACAACACAAAAAGCUCUUUUUUUUUUCAUUCAUUUUUCGAAAAUGCCUAGUUGGAGAUUGCUUCUAUGGUUGAUUUUCACAUUGAGUUUGUUCUUUGGGAAGAAGACGCAUUGUCAAGAAAUGAAUGAUUAUGACCAACUCGAUAAUCCUGCUGUUCUUCCCCUUAUUACUCAGCUUGUUUAUAGCAGAAUUUCCAAUUUGACUUCAAUUCUCAGUCACCAGAUUAGUGCAGACUCCAAUUUCUGUGUCAAAGAUCCGGAUUCUGAUUGGAAUCAAGCCUUUAAUUUUUCAUCGGAUUUGGGCUUUUUGGCUUCUUGCAUUAAAAAGACUAAAGGAGAUAUUACAAAUCGUUUGUGUACAGCCGCAGAAGUGAAGUUUUACUUAAAUAGUUUAAUGGAUAGAUCUACAAGUGCCAAUUAUUUAAAGCCUAAUAAGAACUGCAAUUUAACCUCGUGGGUUCCUGGUUGCGAGCCCGGAUGGGCAUGUAGUGUUCCCCCUAGCCAGAAGAUUGACCUUAAAGAUUCAAAGGAUGUGCCCGCUAGAACUUCAAAUUGUCGAGCAUGUUGCGAAGGCUUCUUUUGUCCUCACGGUAUCACAUGCAUGAUACCAUGCCCUCUAGGUUCCUAUUGCCCCCUUGCUACACUCAAUAAAACGACUGGCAUAUGUGAACCAUAUCUUUAUCAGCUACCUCCAAUGCAGCCAAACCAUAGCUGUGGAGGAGCAAAUAUUUGGGCUGAUUUUAGUAGCAGUAGCGAAACAUUUUGUUCAGCGGGAUCCUUUUGUCCAACAACCACCACAAAAUUUCCUUGCAGUAGUGGGCAUUACUGCAGGACGGGUUCCACAUCUGAGAAAAGAUGUUUCAAGCUAAGUUCAUGCAAUUCAAACACAGCAACCCAAAACAUGCAUGCGUAUGGAGUUAUGCUCAUUGCAGCUUUGAGUACUUUGCUACUCAUUAUUUACAACUGUUCUGACCAAGUUCUCACUACUAGGGAAAGGAGAGUAGCAAAAUCAAGAGAAGCAGCAGCUAGAAGUGCAAGGAAAACUGCAAAUGCACACCAAAGAUGGAAACUUGCAAAGGAUGCUGCUAAGAAAGGUGCAUCUGGGCUGCAAGCUCAAUUAUCACGGAAAUUCUCUCGUAAGAAGGAUGAAGAAACUCUUGAAAAGGUUAAAAUUUUAAACCAGGAGACUUCUGAAAUAGAUGUUGAAUUGUUUCCACAUUCACAACCUUCAAGCAUGGUUGCAAGUUCGUCUGCCGUGCCAACUGAAAAGGGGAAAAAUCCAAGUGGGUUAAUGCAUAUAGUACAUGAAAUUGAAAAUGAUCCGCAUGUUGACCACAAUCCCGAUACAAGAAAAGAAACUAGAUAUAAAAGCGCUACAAAGGAAAAACAACCACAUACUCAUACACAAAUUUUCAAGUAUGCAUAUGCUCAACUUGAAAAAGAGAAGGCUCAGCAACAAGAAAAUAAGAACCUUACCUUCUCGGGAGUACUAAAAAUGGCUACAAAUACUGAGAAAAUUAAGAGGCCUUUUAUUGAGAUUUCUUUCAGAGAUCUAACUCUCACACUGAAAUCUCGAAACAAACAUAUAUUGAGAAAUGUUACCGGGAAAAUCAAACCUGGCCGUAUCACCGCUGUCAUGGGUCCGUCAGGAGCUGGCAAGACAACAUUUCUUUCAGCUCUAGCUGGAAAGGCAUUUGGAUGCUUGGUUACUGGUUCAAUUCUUAUAAAUGGAAGGCACGAAUCAAUUCACUCGUUUAAGAAAAUUAUUGGCUUUGUUCCACAAGAUGAUGUAGUUCAUGGAAACUUAACAGUGGAAGAAAAUCUCUGGUUCAGUGCUCAGUGCAGGCUAUCAGCUGAUUUGUCAAAACCAGAAAAAGUUCUGGUUGUUGAAAGAGUUAUUGAAUUCUUGGGGCUUCAAUCUGUGCGGAAUUCCGUAGUUGGAACUGUGGAAAAGCGAGGGAUCUCUGGAGGACAAAGGAAGCGUGUAAAUGUUGGAUUGGAAAUGGUUAUGGAACCUUCACUUUUGAUGUUAGAUGAGCCAACAUCUGGCCUGGAUAGUGCAUCAUCUCAGCUUCUUCUAAGAGCAUUAAGACGUGAAGCUCUUGAGGGAGUGAACAUUUGCAUGGUGGUUCACCAACCUAGCUAUGCUUUGUUCAAGAUGUUUGAUGACUUGAUACUUCUGGGUAAAGGCGGUCUCAUGGUCUAUCAUGGAUCUGCCAAGAGAGUUGAAGAAUACUUUUCAGGUCUCGGGAUUAAUGUUCCGGAGCGGAUAAACCCUCCAGAUUACUAUAUUGACAUUUUGGAGGGCAUAGCAGCACCUGCUGAAAGUUCAGGACUCAGUUAUGAGGAUCUACCAGUUAAAUGGAUGCUUCAUAAUGGAUAUCCAAUACCUCUUGAUAUGAGGCAGCAUGCAGCACAGUUUGAUAUGCCGCAGAGUGUAAAUCCACUUAAUGACAUAGACUCCAAUGGCUCAGGUGAUGUUGGAAAAACGUUUGCUGGAGAAUUAUGGAAUGAUGUGAGAAAUAAUGUGGAAGUGCGAGGGGAAAAGAUAAAACUUAAUUUUUCAAAAUCCAAGGAUUUAUCUGACCGGAAAACUCCUGGUGUAUUCAAGCAAUAUAAGUACUUUCUUAUACGGGUUGGGAAGCAGCGAUUGCGAGAAGCUAGGAUCCAGGCCGUAGAUUAUCUUAUUUUAUUACUUGCUGGAGCCUGCUUAGGAUCAAUUACCAAAUCGAGCGAUCAAACAUUUGGAGCAUCCGGUUACACCUAUACGGUGAUUGCUGUAUCUCUUCUAUGCAAAAUAGCGGCAUUGAGAUCAUUUUCUCUGGAUAAAUUACACUACUGGAGGGAGAGUGAUUCUGGCAUGAGCAGUUUGGCUUAUUUUCUCUCAAAAGACACAAUGGAUCAUUUUAAUACAGUGAUCAAGCCUGUGGUCUACCUAUCUAUGUUCUAUUUCUUAACCAAUCCCAGAUCUACUUUUGCAGCUAAUUAUAUUGUGUUGCUUUGUCUUGUAUACUGUGUCACCGGCAUAGCAUACGCAUUGUCCAUAGUUUUUGAACCUGGCGCGGCUCAGCUGUGGUCAGUACUUCUUCCAGUUGUUUUGACUCUCAUUGCAACACAACCAAAAGAUAGUAAAAUCUUAAAGGCCAUAGCUAACUUAUGUUACUCUAAGUGGGCUUUACAAGCAUUGGUCAUUGCAAAUGCUGAAAGGUAUCAAGGAGUAUGGCUCAUAACUCGUUGCGGUUCGCUUCUAAAAAGCGGGUAUAAUCUUCAUGAUUGGAGUCUCUGCUUAUCCAUGCUCAUUCUUAUGGGUGUAAUCGGUCGCGCAAUAGGGUUUUUCUGUAUGGUCACCUUCAAAAAGAAGUAAGGCAAAACUUUAUGCUACUGAAAUUUUAUGUUUCAAGAAUGAGUUGUACAAAUUGGGGAGGGUAGUAUGAUCAGAAUUUGAUAGGAUUUGUAGUAAAAAUUUGCAGGAUCUCAAGAAUGUUUGAUUUUUUUGGGGGUGAUAUUGGUUGUUGAGCAGAAUAUGUAAGUUGUAGAUGACAUCAUCAUAUUAUGUUAGUAGUAUAUGAUCAGUCACUUGGAAUUUUCAUUUA
This is a messenger RNA of Lathyrus oleraceus (garden pea), 3765 nucleotides long. RefSeq names its product ABC transporter G family member 24. The record is from RefSeq and is a predicted model, not a curated record. Gene Ontology annotation, cellular component: membrane. NCBI's taxonomy places the organism in Eukaryota, Viridiplantae, Streptophyta, Magnoliopsida, Fabales, Fabaceae. Gene Ontology annotation, biological process: transmembrane transport. Gene Ontology annotation, molecular function: ABC-type transporter activity; ATP hydrolysis activity; ATP binding. The transcript has 14 exons. Bases 216 to 3536 code for a protein of 1106 amino acids.